CAAAGCGAGAGAGAGGAGAGAGAGAGAGAGAAGCAGAUAAAUACAUAAAGAGAGAGAAAAGGGAGACAGAACUCCCGCCAAAUCGGUGUUUACGACCGAAUCUUUCCCGUUGGAGCAGGAAAUCUUCAACAGCCACUGGUUGUAUAUUACAUUUGACCGAAACAGUCGCAGCCCCUUAACUAUCGUCAUGGAAGAGUCCCCGGAUGAAAUUGAAGAUUUCUAUGGGGUCUAUCUUCUUUACAACAUCAACCCGGCGUAUAGGGACCGAGUCUACAUUGGAUACACCGUCGAUCCGAACAGACGUGUCCGGCAGCACAACAGUGGAAAGCAGGCUGGUGGCGCCUGGAAGACGCAUGGACGUGGCCCAUGGGAGAUGGUGUUAAUUGUCCAUGGUUUCCCCAAUAAUAUUUCAGCUUUGAGGUUUGAAUGGGCCUGGCAACAUCCGACCAAGUCCCGCCGUCUCAAGCAUCUCCCUGCCAAAAAGAGUUUCGAAUUGAUGUACUCUUAUCGUCUGCGGGUCCUCGGCGAGAUGCUGCGUGUGGGGCCCUGGAAGCGUCUCCCGUUGACGAUCCGAUGGUUGAAACAGGAGUAUCAGAGGGAGUUUCCUCCCAAACUCCUCCCUCCGACGCACAUGCCCAUCGUAUACGGCCCCGUACAGAGCAGGAAGAUCCCCAGAAGCAAGACGUCGACCCCUGCGGAUACUGAAGGCCUAGACGUGAAAUUGAACACCUGCUCAGUGUGUCGCGAACUGAUUGUGGAUAAUUUGGCCGAGCUGAAAUGUCUCAGUUGUACGGCAAGGAGCCACAUUACUUGCCUUGCUAAACAUUUUCUCUCCAAGAACCUCCUCGAAGACACGCUGUCUAUCUUACCUGUUGAUGGUAACUGCCCCGUUUGUCACCAGGAACUCUUGUGGGGGGAUCUGAUACGACUCAAGAAAGGCUGCUACCAGGGUCUCACUAAAUCACAGGAUGAUGAUGUUGAUGAUGAUGGUGAUGAUUGGACCAAUGCCCUCAGCCAAGCAAUGUAAACACUUUCCCAGCCAACAUACCAAACUAACUGAUGUUAAAUAUGGUUUGCUGAAAGGAAAAAGAAUUGGACUGGGACUUCUUAGUCGACAUGAAGGACGACCAUGUUGAAAGAUAGCAGAGGUUUUUAAUGCAUAUCACCUGAAGAAGAUUCCACCUGGCUUUUCCAUGGGGGCGAAGGGGGUCAAUAGGUUUAAAGAAAUGGGCAGUGUCGUGGACAAACCACAUUCUUAUUUCUUUACUACCCACAAGGGGCUAAACAUAGAGGGGACAAACAAGGACAGACAAAGAGAUUAAGUCGAUUACAUGAACCCCAGUGCGUAACUGGUGCUUAAUUUAUCGACCCCGAAAGGAAGACAGGCAAAGUCGACCUUGGCGGAAUUUGAACUCAGAACGUAAUGGCAGAUGAAAUACCGCUAUGCAUUUCGCCUGGUGUGCUAACGUUUCUGCCAGCUCGCCGCCUUGGUGCGGUAUGGUUUGUGGAAAGCUCAUGUGUUGGGGCUAUUUUCCUUCGGCGAACAUGUAGCUGGUGAGACUUAUCUCGCCAUGUCGAGAGACCAGUUAAUGGCCCAACUUGAAAGAUGAGGUGAAGGACUUUCUGAGUGGUUCCAACAGGAUGGUGCCCCUGUCCACUUUGCCACAGUGGUAAGAGAUUGGCUGAAUGACAAUUUCUCUAACUGGAUUGGAAGGCAUGGUCAUAUGAAAUUUGUAUCAUAGAACCAGUGGGGGUGGUCUCAGAUGGAUUGGUAUGAAAAAGGUUAAAGAAGCCAUCAGCCAACAUAGUCAAACCUGACCCAUGCACAUCUGCUGAAAGUCUAUAACUGGUUUCACAUGGCCCUUGGAGGGGCUAUAUAAAAUUUUGUUAAUAUCUAUCUGGAAUAAUCUGGCUGGACUUCCCAGCUUGAGCCAGUAGGGCUAAAUCAAGGGGACAGUAAAAGGCCUGACAGUAUGACCGUUUUCCUGUUCCGUGUGGUAGGCCCCUCAUCUGGGAUGUCAAAUGAUGUGACAUCUUGGUUGCGACAUGGUUUGUCCAGCAACCAACCCAGGCUGCGCUGCUCGUGAGGCUGAGAAUAGCAAACCGUCCAGGCAUCGGUCACUCUUUCCCAUUCUGUCUGCCAAGACCAAGAAGCAGCCUGAAUUACAGGAAACCAUAGGUUCCUCACCUUAAUGUAAAGUUACUCCUUUUAUAUUACUCUUUACUCUUUUACUUGUUUCAGUCAUGUGACUGUGGCCAUGCUGGAGCACCACUUUUAGUUGAGCAAAUCAACCCCAGGACUUAUUCUUUGUAAGUCUAGUACUUAUUCUAUCG
Molecule: messenger RNA, 2334 nt
Organism: Octopus sinensis (East Asian common octopus)
Lineage: Eukaryota; Metazoa; Mollusca; Cephalopoda; Octopoda; Octopodidae
Product: structure-specific endonuclease subunit slx1
Exons: 7
Coding region: 188-1027 (279 amino acids)
Biological process (GO): double-strand break repair via homologous recombination
Cellular component (GO): Slx1-Slx4 complex
Molecular function (GO): 5'-flap endonuclease activity; crossover junction DNA endonuclease activity
Source: RefSeq, a predicted model, not a curated record